ACAUCUCCCAGAGAGGCCGGAGAGACUCCAGGUGCUUGCCGAGGAGCUGAUCUCGCCGCUGCUGUGCUCUGGAGGAGCUGCUGUGCCGUGAGGAGGAGUAGGCAGAGAGAAGCAGAACUAGGGGCAGGGGUGAAGGGCCGAGGAGGAGGACUGUUUUGCCGGAAGGCUGCCCACCUGCUACAGUUGUUGACCUGCAGCAAGGGGGGAAGCAAGAUGGCAAAAUCCCUCUUCUCGGGACCUCGCUCGCCUCCAACUGCUGAGAAGCUCAGAAAUUCUGGUAAGGCCCUCAGGCCCAAUUUCACACGUGCUGUCGGGCCCAGUGACAUGUCUGAAAACAGGUGUGGAAGCCCUGAAGGAGGAAGGUGGGCAUGGCUGAGCAGGGCAGGUUGCUGCAAGAAGGCAGCUACCUUAGCACCCAAGGGGCCGAAGGAGCGCUUGGGCAGGCGUGACUCCUGGGUUCUGUUCCCGACCUGGCCCCUGCCUUCCCAGGGAUCUCCAAGCAGGAGUCGCCAGUGGAACUGAACUGCUUGUCUCAGAAACGCAUCACUCCUUUGGCAGGAAUUCAGGGUGCUGAACUGUUUUGAGGUGGCCUCCUGGGAGCAUGACAUGUCUUUUCUUUUGUUUUCCAGAGCUCGCUAAGUUUUGGUCCAGUGCAUCCUAUUAUCUCAGUCAACAGCUGGCUUUCUACCAGGUGGGACUUGCCUCCCUCUCCUUUCCUCCCUCUCACGGUCGAUUUAGCCGCGAGAGCCCAUUUGCCACGGAACGCAGAUAUUCUUCCCCUCUGUGGAAGCAGGAAUCAUGCCCCAGAAGGACUCUGCAAUGCAAAAUGGGCCACAGGCUAGCUCCUCUGUCAGUUCUGACAUGCCAGGAGGUCCAGGCCUAAUGAUGGAAGAAGGGCUGGACAUUUUCUGGGCCUGCCUGAGUCCUCUGCUGGCAGAGUUGAAUGACUAAAGUGGAUUGCCUAGGGGUGACUGCCAGCUUGGGAACCCCGUUUGUCUCUUUAUGAGCCAAAAGACUGCACUCUCUGGUUCUUCACAGGCAGGAGAGGUGAGAGGGAAAUAGUCUUCUGACAUCCCCUGCAAAACUUCUUCUGAUCCACCCUUUCUUCUCUUUCAGGCUGUGCACAUUCCUGGACUGGGGACUUUCAUGGUUGUCAGAGAGCGCGUAGUCAGCCAGAAGGGUCUGGUUACUGUUGAGAGACCCCUGUUUCACCUGGCAAAGGCUCUUGCGCAGGACCAUGACCUCCAGUAUGACUCCAUAGAUGUUGCAGGACAUGACCAGUAUCAGCAACUUCCGUAUGCUCAGAUAGCCUCAGAAAAUGGCAUCUCUGCAGACGCGGCGCAGCUUUGCGUGGAAAGGACCGUGUGCCUUUUCAGCGCCUGCAUAGAGAAGAGGCGGAACGUUGCUUUCAUUUGGAGAGACGUUGGCAUGCUGCUGAUUGAAGGAAAACGGGUCCAAAUGAAAUUCUAUGAGGACUUCCUGGAGAAGCUCAACGGGACUGCUGACAUGUUGCAGGCUCUUCUUGGGGUAGGUUUUGCAUUUUCCCAGCACUACCUCUGA
Gallus gallus (chicken) is the source of this 1560-nucleotide messenger RNA. Its product is annotated as coiled-coil domain-containing protein 81-like. The coding region runs from base 1147 to 1560 and encodes 137 amino acids. The transcript has 2 exons. The record is from RefSeq and is a predicted model, not a curated record. Lineage: Eukaryota; Metazoa; Chordata; Aves; Galliformes; Phasianidae. Gene Ontology annotation, cellular component: centrosome.